Messenger RNA from Pezoporus occidentalis (night parrot), 3496 nucleotides. It is a transcript of the gene MIS18BP1, whose product is annotated as MIS18 binding protein 1. The record is from RefSeq and is a predicted model, not a curated record. The coding region runs from base 1 to 3471 and encodes 1156 amino acids. The transcript is spliced from 16 exons. Gene Ontology annotation, cellular component: chromosome, centromeric region. NCBI's taxonomy places the organism in Eukaryota, Metazoa, Chordata, Aves, Psittaciformes, Psittacidae.
AUGAUCGUGACCCCAGUCCGCGGCACCGGCACCGGCGGCGGCGGCUCGGCCCGCAGCCGGGGAGAGCUGCCUUUCCGGUCAGUGCCUCUUAGUAGCGUCCCCGGUAUGCUGACCCCCUUGAAGGAUCUCCUGCGAGGCCAGGGCUCCCACAGAGACGCCGCGGAGCCGGCGGGCUGCGGGGAGAGCUGCUCGAGGGGGGCAGCGGCCGGCAGCGUCUUCCAUUCCACGCUGCUGGCGGGCAGCGCCUGCGGCGGGCAGAUUCUGGGUGUCAACGAGGUCAGCCCCGGCUCCGGUCCCGGGCGGUGGCUGAAGCGACUGGCGUGCGAACCGCCCGCCAGCGAGUCCCCGGUCAAAAUCUUCCAGCGGAUGAAAGCCGCGACCCGGCAGCAGAACCAGGACUUGGCGCCGCCCGUGGGAAAGGCUCCGCAGAGGGGCUGCGGCAGCGACCUGAUCCUGACGCCGAUCCAAGCGCAGGAGGGCCGGAGGCAAAAGGGACAUGCCUCUGCAGAAGGCUGGCAGCGGCCCGCCGAGGUGCGCGGUGCGGACAUCCAGCCAGGAAAAGAAUUACUUUGCACUCACAUUCCUGAGCACCAGAUCACAAAAGCUGUAGACCCUCUUCUGGAGACCCCUCAGAAAUUCUUCUUGCGUAUAAAGAAGAAACUGCAGCAGCAAAAAGAUUCAACACCUUCAAACCCAACCAAGCAGAACAUUGCUCCUUCCACAACUACAGAAAAGCCAUUAGUCAAAUCUGCUUUUCCUGAGCAGCUUGGGAGUGAUCCUUCAGAGUACCUGGCCAGUGAUAAGGAUGGUCAGGAUAAUUUCAUUAUGGAAGCAAUGGAUGCUGAUGAUGAAAUGUCUCAAGAUACAAUGAUUAAUUAUGUGAAUUUAAACUCUACCCCUUUUAAAAAUGGAGAUGAGUUAGAAAAAAGGUGGGGAAAUGGAGAAGCAAAACGAACUGAACCUCACCAAAGCAGAAGAGGAUUGCAGGCAAGUAAUAAGCAAGCUGCUCAUGGAACAGAAAAGGUGCAGGAGGCUAAUUCUCAGAAGCCAUCUCAGUGCAUAGGCAAUAUUACAUGCUCUUCUCCUGAAGUCCACAUUCUGCAGAAACAAAAGGCGAAAGAAGGCUCUAAAGUCCCUUUGGAUAAACCUCACACAGACCAAGUUGCUGGCAAAACAGACAAAGAGAAAAACAUCUGCCUAACCAGCUGGAGAAUUAAAGUGAUGGAUGGUAACACUGCAAUAUGUGUUGAAGGAAAACGGAAAGAUAUGAAAGAUGUGGUUUGGCAUAGUGGUGCCAUUAUUGAACGCGUAGCACGCAACCAAGUUAAAACAUCAACUGGCAGUAUCUACUUGCUACAGGGAAAAAUUAAUUCAGCUUUGAUGAGAAAAGAAGGAUUUCCCUACCAUUUCAUCAGAAGAUUUACAUACGGUUUUUCCCAAAAAUGGAAGGAAUACAUGGAGGAAUUUCUUGAGGAAAGAAGAAGGAAAGAACGAAAACAAAAUAGUGCUGAGAAUGAAGAUGAAGAAGGUGACUCAGUGGUAGGUGCUGAUGUGUUGAAAAAUGGAAAAGACUCAACAGGAGGUGUAAAGACACCUGAAGCCAGGAACACCACCUAUGAAGUAUUACCGAAGAACAGUGAAAACACUUUUACAACACCAAACCAAAAAUCCAUAGUGAGUGACCAAGUGUACACUCGGAGUGGCCGUCUUGUUAAACCACCACUGAGUUUUUGGUGUGGGCAACGCGAGUUUGUUGACCAGGAGCUAAAUGUUACUAUACAAUAUGGUGGAACUGAUUAUUUGAGCAUGCUGUAUAGUAGUAAAAAAUCCCAAAGACAGACGAGCUCCAUCUCAAAGAAGAAUAAAAGAAAGAAACUAACGAAGGCCACGAAAGAAAUGUCAGAAAGACAAAGUAAAGGGAAAAACAAUGAGAAAGGGGUAAGUUCCAAAAGAGAAGCCAAACCCACUGGGAGCAAUACGGCCAGGCACUUUGUUUCAGAUGAUGAUGCGAGUGAUAGUGCAGUCAACAGUGCAAAAACUAAACAACAGCUUUCUGCUAAGCUGACUCCUUUAAAUGCUGGAGCACUAAACAAACAUAGUAGCAGAACCUCAGCAACAUCAAAGGAAAACAGAGGAGCGGAACAUGGAGAAUUGACUAUGUAUCAGGAGGCUUACAAAUACUCUUUAAGGUCAGCCCAACAUCGGCAAAAUAAGCACUUAACAGAAGAACCGUCAAGCAAAGAUGAGGAAGAGGAAUCCAGUGAAGAUAUCCCACUGUCUGUCAAAAGGAAAACUAAACCUUUAUUGAAACCAGAGAUUCACAGCUCUAAACUUUCCUCUAACUGUAGAAGGUCACAGAAUGAUGCAAACAAGAUGUCCUGUGAGCAAAGGUCAGUAAAACACAUGACUAACACCUAUAAUGUGCUGUUGAGGCAAAGUGUACCCAAAUCCAAGGAUGGUUCUGAUUUACUUGAAGAAGAAACAGCUACUAGGUCUAGAACUUCCCACCUGCCUGAUAAGGCAGUGAGGACAACAGACAGAACCAACCUGCCAAGGUUGAUUGAACCUGACACUGAGUCUGAAAGCAGUGAAGAGGAGUUUCAUAUAAAAGAAAAGGAUUUAAAGCUAUCUGAUAGAAAAACAAACUACAAAGUUUCUAACACUGCCAAGCCUUCAGCAGCAAAAUCAAGAGAAUCUGAAAGGGGAAAGGUGCAGAAACCUCUACAGCUUUUUCCAAGGGCAGGUGAUGCUUGGUCUGAAAAGGAAUUACAGAAGCUCUACAGGGCCAUUGCCUCAUUUCCAAAGCACAAGAAUGGCUUCUGGGUGGAGGUCGCCAUGGCGGUGGGGUCUCGCUCUGCUGAAGAGUGCCAGCAGAAAUAUGCAGAACAACAGGAAACAGGUUCCAAAAGGAAGGCCACAGCUUCAGGAAAAUCAGAACAGAAAGAUAAGAAAGAGCCGGUUACAAUAACUGCCAAAGUGGGAACACUGAAAAGAAAGAAGCAGAUGAGAGAUUUCCUGGAGCAUUUGCCGAAGGACAACCAUGAUGAUGUUUUCACUGCAACACCCUUUCAGAAUAGAAAAGUAAAGUUGCCAACAUUCUGGGGAAGCCAAGAUGAUGACGAUGAUGCUUUUGCACUUACGGACAACCCAAUCACGCCUUCCUCAGCUGUUCUCCCUACGGCGAAAACCCCUCAGUGUGAGCAUAUCAGCCCUGGUAUGCUGGUACCCAUCAACAGGAAUGAUUACGACAAGUACGUUUUCAGAAUGCAGAAGAACACGCAGGGCAGCAGAGGCACCUGGGACAAUGUCAAGAAGAAGGCUGGAGGUGUGCUUGGUACGCCAGCAUCCCGCAGGACCUUCCCAAUCCAUACAAAAGUGACACAGCCCUCUCUGGCAGGGAAGCUGUUUGUGACGGAGGCAACAGACUCAUCCGAUGAAGAACAACAGGAUGAUUCCUCUUUUUCUUUUUGAUGAACUUUGUGGAUUUCAUUAGCUC